CAGCUUUAAAAUACAUUAAGAUUAACAAGUAGGUACCUAGUGUAUGAUGAACGCCAAGGUGGCUAUUUACGACUUAGUUCAAUUUAAGAAUCGUUAACAAUGGCUCGUUGGUCGGAUAGUCAAUUUACGGUUUGUUCCGAAGAUUCUUUCAUUAGUGGUGUAUAUUAUAAAAAGGACAAUCCUAAUAGCCUUAAAGGACCACUAAAAGCGGCCAGACUUUGUAUUUUAAGUUUACUUGUGCCUGGCAUUUUGGUCAUUGCACCAUUGUAUAUUCGUUAUCAUGUUUAUUCUGAUCAUAAAUAUCCUUUAGCUAUAACUGAUAUGAGAAUAUUAGAUCAAAAAUUGUCAACAUUUUGGUGCCAACGCCAUAUAGUGAAUACUAAUGCUACUUUUAAUGCAUAUUCAAUGCCAGAAAAACCAUCUAUGUUACCAAAAAUGGAAUUUGUUGAAAUGGAAAGGCAUAUUACGUUAGAAGACGAUAUUAAAGAAUAUUGGGGAUUCUAUCUACUUAAAGAUUCAAUCGUAAAAGUGUCUACAUGCUCAAGGUGGCCUGGAGCUAGUAUAAUAGUAAUUAAAGGACACAAACAUUUAAAAGAAUGCGCUUAUAUAGGUGAUAAUUCUAGUGAAGAACUUGAUGAACUCGAAUCUUCUGAAGAAGGCAACGAUACACAUAUUCCAAAUUUUAUGAGGAAACUUACUUCUGGUAUGACUGUCCCCGAUAUGGCACCUGACGUGGUCUAUCUUACAAAUCAUCCAAAUGAUAGCAAUGUAAAUCGCACGUAUUUUAAGAGAUCCAGUAAGACUGCUAAUCAUCAUUUAGAUUAUGCUGAAGAUUUAUACCAAAAAGAAAUGAAAGAAAAAAUUGAAAACGAGGACUAUGUAGUCCAAACUGUAAAAUCUAAACCCGUAUUCACAAACGUUAACGAAAUCAAUAACAUACCUCAAUCAAAAGAAUUGAUCGAAGAAUCAUUGCGAAAAUUGGGAAAUCAAGGAAAAGACGGUGCGACACUUUUACGCAAAUUAAAAGAAGUUCUUAAAAAUGAUCUAAAUGAGCCAAUGAAUGACACAAAUAGACUUUAUCAAAUCAUUGAAAAUGCAAUGUCUGACGAUGAUACAUCAUGGCGUGCCCCUAGGUUGAGGCAUUAUCGGAAUAGAUUUAAACGGUCCGCUGUAAAUGAUAAAGAAGUUCAAGACAACUUGAGUAAAGAAUUAUUUAAGCACGACCAACAAAACGAUGCAGCCAAUGAAGAGGCUGAUCCGCUUUCACCAGAUGGAAUUGCUCAAGUUCGUGGAAAAGUAACUGAAAACAAUACGCACACGACAAAGGACCGCAGUCAUAGCGAGUUUUGGUCUUCAUUUUCUAGUAGUGAAGAAAUGCUUCUUGAAUGUGAAGGUCUUUUAUUAAGCUUACCAUUAGCUCCACACCAUAAAUGUUUACCUCCAAACAAAAAUCCUGAUUAUGAAGCAGCCAGCCAUCAGAACACUGUUACUUAUAAGGUUCCUGGUGAUGGAUAUUAUUUUUUCGUAUUCAAUAGCGAGAACGAGAUUCAAGAUAAUUUUAUACGUAUACAUUUUGCCAUCAAUAAAACCGUAUACGAUGUCUCAAAACCAAUUUCAUCUUGUUUAAAUGUUACUGGUGAAUGUCAACUACCUUUAAAUUUUUGGUCACAACAAACAACAGUUUUAGAAAUGUUAAAUCCUGGGCCGAAUAGUGAUUCUGGAGAUGAAUUUAUAGCCAUUUCUACUUGCCAGCCCAGAUCUGCAGUAUAUGCCAUUUGUUUGAUUACAGCACCUGUUCUGUUUGUUUUAUUUUCUUUUCAUUAAUAUUUAUAUCUAAAUUAUAUCUUUUUGCGUGGAUUUUAUAUAACUAACUAUAUUAAUAAGCAUUUAAAUCAUAAAAAAGAUCAAAUUAAAACGGUUGGUGAUUUAAAUGUCGAGCCUAAUAAUUAGUUAUAAUAAAUAUUAAUACAAAAAUUAUAAUGAAGAUCCCGUUUGAAGUAUUAUAAUAUCUCAUAAAUUGUAUAUAAAGAUAAGUUAAUAUAAUUAAUAUACAAUACAGCUCAAUUUACUAACGUCACUACGUCAGUAGUACAUGUAUUAAUGUAUUAUGUAUAUUGGUAUUCAGUAAAUAUUCGGCGAAUUGUAUUGAUUAUGUAACAUAUAUAUAAUAUACUAUAAUAUAUGUUCCACUUUAAUACCACCAAUAACUACAAAAAGAUUAGAAAUAAAUUGAUACAGCUAUAACCUCAAAUUAUAGGUGUUAAGAAUAUUGACUAAAAUAAUUUAUGUAAUUUAAUUUAUUAUAUUAAAUUAUAAAUAUUGAUAAUUUCUAUUGGAUACCAAUAUGUAAACAAAAUUCUUAUACAUGUACAAUGGCUAAGUUAGUUUUUAAAAACAUUCCAAGCAUUUUCAAUUGCCGUGAAAAAUGUCUACAUAAAAUCAUUAAAUAAAAUAGCCUAAUAUAUUGAAAUAAAUGAGCUAAAUAAUAUCACAACUAAUUAAAAACUUAUAAUUACUGGAUUCACUUAUAAGUAAAUUCGUUUAUAAAUAGGUAUUAACAAAACACAAAAUUUUAUUGUAUUUAAAUAUUAUUUUCAAAAAAAAUAAUGAGACUGAAAACGAGUUUUAAGCUUACUUGUUAUUUAUCUGUGAUCAAAAAAAAAAAAAAUUAGAUGAUUUGCAUCAGUAGGAUGUUUUGUAAAACUUCUUUUUGUACGUGUUUAUUGAAGUUACUAAAUUGUUUUGUAAAUUAGUUAUAGAUUUAUAAUUUAUAAUUAUAAAUUAUAUUUCUAUUAAAAUCGUGUAAACAUGUUUUAUUUGCUUUCAACAAAAAAUUUACAAUUUAAUUUUUAUAAAAAAAAAAAUGUUAAAUUUAAUCAUAGAAACGAAAUAUUAUAAGCUUAUAUAUACAUUUGAUAAACAGUUAUACACGUAUACAAUGAAACCAAUAAAAUUAUUUAAAAUCGUCUUUGUUCAAUAUAAUGUCAUACAUUAAAAAAAUAUUCAAAAACUUAGCCAAUAGAAACUAUUUUAUUUACAUUAUUUGAUUUGUUAAAAGUAACUUUAUAAUCACCACUGCAGAAAAUUUAAUUUUUUUGCAUUUUAUUAUUUUAAAAGAAGUUUCUAUACCUAGUAAUUUAUUUAGGUGGAAUUAUUAAAGUUCUUGAAUAAAUGUUAUGUAUUUAUAAUUUUAUUUAACUUAUAAUAUUUUAUACAAAUACAAUCAAAUUACUCAAGUUAACUUAAAAAAUUCAACAUUCUAUAAUUAUUAUUCAUUAUUAUAUUAAUAAUGUGUAGCUUAUAUAAAACCUAUAACAUUUUCUAAUCGGUUUGUGCAUAUUCCCACACGGAUGUAUAUUAUAUUAUUAUAUAUUUGACUAUUGUACCUAUACUGAACCUCUUUUAUAAUUAAGAUAAGAUAAUUAUUGUUAUAAUUUUAAUAAUUGUUAUGUAAAUGCAUGUACUUUUAUUUUGUUAUUGUUAGCGUAAGCGUAUACGUUGUACGAAUAACAAUUAUGUUAAUUUUUAUAAUACACAAUAUUUCACAAGUUAUAUUUGAAUAAAAAAUGUUGAUGAAAUUUAUUCUAAAAUUGUAUUCAAAUUACUCGCAGAUCAGUUCAACAAGGUACGAAUACUGGAAGAUGAAUUAAUUUCGUUAUUUAAAGCAGUAUUAAUUCUUUUAAACUUUAUUCAUUUUUGAGGUAAAAAGUUUUAAAAUAACAUCAUUUAUUAGCAUAAAAUAUUUUUCAUUUUAUUUCAAACUUAAUAGUCUUACAAAUAAUGAUAAUAAUUAAAAAGUAAACUAUUGUUUUAAAAUUGGUAGAUGGUAGUGACAUAAAUCUGUAAGCAUAGCCGGAUUAAGGGGAUGCUAAGCGGGUUUUAGCUUAGCUUUUUUCAGCCUCCUCCCCCCUUCCCGAAAAAAAAUAUAGACUUGCAGCUUUUCUACAAUUAUAUGUAUUAUAGAAUUAAAAAAAAACGAUUUUAGUAAUAUUUAUUUAAAGAUACAUUUAUACUAUUCAUUUUAAAUAAUUUUCAAAGUUGACUUUAAUUAAAAAACGACUAAGAUCUAUACAGAUUGAAUAUAGGUUGAACACAUUAGUAAUUAUAUCUACAAUAGAAAAUUUGAAAAUUACAUAUAAAAAGCUCUCAUUUGAUGACGUUGUAGAUACUUUUGCAUCAAGUAAGUCUAGAAAAAAUAUUUUAAAUAAUCAUUUGUUUGUAUUUUCAAAUUAUUACUAUUUAUAUAUUUUAUAUUUUAACACUAAAUUAAAUUGUAUUUUUUAAUAAAUUAACAAUGUAAUGUAAAUUUUCUCUCUGAGAAAAAAUUAUUUUCUUAUUUUACUAAUAAAUAUCAGUUGACAUAUUAUUAUAAAAGUACUUUUUUUGUAAAAUUAGGGCCCCCAAAAAUAAAUUAGCCCAAGGCCAUUAAUUUCAUUAAUCCGGCUAUGUCUAUAAGAAUCAUAAAAAUAUAUAAAAUAUGUUUGAUACAUUAAAAUUAGCAAACUUAAUAUAUCUUAUACACUUUUGUAUAAUAAUUAUAAAUAUGAAUAAAUAUGAAUAUAUUAUGAUCAUUAUAUUCUGAUUUAAUAAAUAUUUAAAAAUUAAUCUAUUUGA
Messenger RNA from Aphis gossypii (cotton aphid), 4614 nucleotides. RefSeq lists its product as uncharacterized. Lineage: Eukaryota; Metazoa; Arthropoda; Insecta; Hemiptera; Aphididae. Bases 100 to 1824 code for a protein of 574 amino acids. The record is from RefSeq and is a predicted model, not a curated record. The transcript has 6 exons.